Molecule: messenger RNA, 595 nt
Organism: Exaiptasia diaphana
Lineage: Eukaryota; Metazoa; Cnidaria; Anthozoa; Actiniaria; Aiptasiidae
Exons: 3
Coding region: 140-595 (151 amino acids)
Source: RefSeq, a predicted model, not a curated record
UCUUUUGACUAAACGUUGUCAUUUGAUCGGCUUCAUGCCUACGCGCCUAGACCGAAAAGGAUCAUGGGGAUAACUAAUUAAUGCACAGCUACAAGGUGCGAGUUUCGCGGAUAAUCAAGUGUCCUCUAUUUAUUGCACAAUGGAGAGCAAACUACACGUUUGUCUUCGCGUUUUGCGAAAAGAAAAUAAGAGUCGUUUCUCAUCAUAUUCUAUCAAGGAUGUCCCAAAUUUCGAUAACGUGCAGGCGCUAAAGGAUUACCUGCUUGAGCGCUGUUCAGACGAGUUAUCGCCGGCUACAGAUAGUAGCUUCCAAAUAGGCUACUUUGGGGACAAGAGUAAGAAAUUUAGCAUUUCUAAUCCAGUACAACUUGCUGAGGCACUAUCUAUGGCAAAGAAAGGGAUGGUAACAUUAUGGGUGGAUCCCCAUGGAGCUAGUACAAGUAAAAUGCCUGGGAAAAAGCGUAAAGCCAGUCAGUCUGAUGAAGAAGAAGAAGACCCAUAUGAGAUUUAUUUAAAAAAACUCAGAGAAAAACAUGGUUCGAAUCUGCCAGAGUUUAAAAUAAGAUGUUGGGCAAGAAUGCUAGUGUAUCGGUAA